AUGCCAUUUAAUAAUCCAGCAAGACAACUAGGAAGCCUGAGAUUAUUUUCAACAACCCGAACCACCUCUGAUCUCACUCAUGUUGACUCGUCUGGUUCAGCUCAUAUGGUCGAUAUUAGCGAGAAAAAAGAAACUCGAAGAAGUGCAACUGCGAAAGGUGUGAUACGAUUCUCAAACGACCAAGUCGCAACACUAAUCCGCAAUAACCAGCUCAAAAAAGGCGAUGUCCUUAGCGUGGCCAGAAUAGCCGGUAUAAUGGCUGUUAAACUGACCCCUAAUAUUAUUCCAUUAUGCCAUCCCAUUAUGGUGACUAAAAUCAAAAACAACCUCGUCGUCUGCCACAGUGACAACUCAGUCGAAGUCACAUGUACUGUGGAAUGUUUUGGUAAAACCGGUGUGGAAAUGGAAGCCAUGACCGGUGCAAUGGCUUCGCUUACAACUGUCUAUGACAUGUGCAAGGCAGUGGACAAGCACAUGGUCAUUUCUCAGGUCUACAUCUCGGAAAAACGUGGUGGAAAAGCUGACUUCACAUUCGACCCCGCCAACGACUCUACUGCAGACUCCUCUCGUCAGUAG
This is a messenger RNA of Sugiyamaella lignohabitans, 576 nucleotides long. It is a transcript of the gene ERP3, whose product is annotated as Molybdenum cofactor biosynthesis protein C. The coding region runs from base 1 to 576 and encodes 191 amino acids. The record is from RefSeq and is a predicted model, not a curated record. Lineage: Eukaryota; Fungi; Ascomycota; Dipodascomycetes; Dipodascales; Trichomonascaceae. The transcript has a single exon. Gene Ontology annotation, biological process: Mo-molybdopterin cofactor biosynthetic process.